AUGUCAAUGUCAAAGUAUUUUGUUCCUUGACAUCCGAACUGUGGUUAAAAGUAAGGUUAUGAUAAAAUGUUUAACUUACUGAUUUUAUAAAUAUCCCAAGUGAAGCAGGAAAUAUGGCAAAUAAUAUCAGGAUCUUACAUAGAUAUACUCCUCGGUUUUCAGGGAUAUUCCAAUCAAGAGAAUAUGCAAGACCCACAAGCUUUCCAGACUUUUUUCAAAACCCAAUUUUUAGAAAGGAAGAUCAGGCUAAACUUAUAGAGACUUCGGAGCUAUCCAAAAUAGCCGCUUUACCCGUGAAGCCCCCUGCAGUUUACGAAACAAGCUCUGUUUACCAUGACCCAUUGGUAAAUAAAGUAAUUAAUCAUGUCAUGGAAAUGGGAAAGAAACAGUUGGCUCGCAGUCUUGUUGAAAAAGCAUUUGAAAAUAUAAAGAGGUCUCAAAUUGAACGCUAUCACUUGGCAACAACCCCUGAAGCAAAGGCCAAAAUAGAACUGGAUCCAAAGAAAAUCCUGCACAAAGCUAUCGAAAACUCAAAACCACUUCUUCAAUUACAACCAAUUAAAAGAGGUGGUAUUACUUACCAGGUUCCAGGUCCCAUCACUGAGAAAAGAUCCCUAUUCUUGGCAAUAAAAUGGCUGUUAGAAGCCACAAAUGAAAAGGAAAGAACUGUCCAUUUCCCAAAGCAGUUUGCUUGGGAGCUCAUGGAUGCUGCCAAUAAUACUGGAAAGGUUGUCAAAAGAAAACAGGACCUGCAUAGAAUGUGUGAAGCAAACAGGGCUUAUGCACACUAUAGGUGGCAAUAAUUAAUUAAAUAUUUGUACCCAUUAGUAGUAAUUGAUGUAUAGUAAAUGAUGUGUGUCUGUUAAGUGAUCAAAGGUCCAUUGAGAUAUUAAAGUAUGGCAUGCAUCAUCAAA
Messenger RNA from Helicoverpa armigera (cotton bollworm), 914 nucleotides. It is a transcript of the gene mRpS7, whose product is annotated as small ribosomal subunit protein uS7m. Bases 114 to 803 code for a protein of 229 amino acids. Gene Ontology annotation, cellular component: ribosome; mitochondrial small ribosomal subunit. Gene Ontology annotation, biological process: translation; ribosomal small subunit assembly. The transcript has 4 exons. Lineage: Eukaryota; Metazoa; Arthropoda; Insecta; Lepidoptera; Noctuidae. Gene Ontology annotation, molecular function: rRNA binding; structural constituent of ribosome; mRNA binding. The record is from RefSeq and is a predicted model, not a curated record.